This is a messenger RNA of Sorghum bicolor (sorghum), 1911 nucleotides long. RefSeq names its product cytochrome P450 86B1. Gene Ontology annotation, molecular function: iron ion binding; heme binding; oxidoreductase activity, acting on paired donors, with incorporation or reduction of molecular oxygen. The record is from RefSeq and is a predicted model, not a curated record. The coding region runs from base 1 to 1638 and encodes 545 amino acids. Lineage: Eukaryota; Viridiplantae; Streptophyta; Magnoliopsida; Poales; Poaceae. The transcript has 2 exons.
AUGGACACCGCCGUCUCGCAAAACGCCACGGUUGCUGCUGCGCCGGCCGGUGCCGGCAGCGGCAGCGGCGGACUCGCGAGCCUGCUCCCUGAGGUGCAGACGGUGGAGCUGCUGGUGGCCGUGUCCAUCUUCGUGGCUAUCCACUCUCUUCGGCAGCGGCGCACGCAGGGCCUGCCGACGUGGCCGCUCGUCGGCAUGCUCCCGUCGCUGCUCCUGGGCCUCCGCGGCGACAUGUACGAGUGGAUCACCGGCGUGCUCAAGGCGCGCGGCGGCACGUUCACGUUCCGCGGGCCGUGGUUCACCAACCUCCAGUGCGUGGUCACCGCCGACCCGCGGAACCUGGAGCACCUCCUCAAGACCCGGUUCGGGAGCUUCCCCAAGGGCCCCUACUUCCGCGACACCGUCCGGGACCUCCUCGGCGACGGCAUCUUCGGCGCCGACGACGAGGUGUGGAGGCGGCAGCGCAAGGCGGCCAGCCUCGAGUUCCACUCGGCCGAGUUCCGCGCGCUCACGGCCAGCUCGCUCGUGGAGCUCGUGCACCGCCGGCUGCUCCCCGUGCUGGCCGACGCCGAGGCCAGCGGCGGCGGCGGCGCCGCCGUCGACCUCCAGGACGUGCUCCUCCGCCUCACGUUCGACAACGUCUGCAUGAUCGCCUUCGGCGUCGACCCGGGCUGCCUCCGCCCGGGCCUCCCGGAGAUCCCGUUCGCCCGGGCGUUCGAGGACGCCACCGAGGCCACCACCAUCCGCUUCAUCACGCCCACCGCGGUGUGGCGCGCCAUGCGCGCGCUCGGCGUCGGGCACGAGCGCGUGCUCCAGCGCUGCCUGGCCGGCGUCGACGAGUUCGCGUACGACGUGAUCCGCAGGCGCAAGGAGGAGCUCGCCGCCGAGGCCGCCGGGCGCGGCAGGUCGGACCUGCUCACCGUGUUCACCAAGAUGCGCGACGAGGACGGGCGGCCGUACACGGACAAGUUCCUCCGCGACAUCUGCGUCAACUUCAUCCUGGCCGGCCGCGACACCUCGUCGGUGGCGCUGGCGUGGUUCUUCUGGCUGCUCGGCAGGAACCCCGGCGUGGAGGCCAAGAUCGUGGAGGAGAUCGAGGGGAUCGUGGCGGCGCGGAAGGAGGCUGCGGCAGGCAGGGAGGUGGAGGAGGAGGAGCUGGUGUUCAGGCCCGAGGAGGUGAAGCGGAUGGAGUACCUCCACGCCGCGCUCUCCGAGGCGCUCCGCCUCUACCCGUCCGUCCCCGUCGACCACAAGGAGGUGGUGGAGGACGAGGUGUUCCCGGACGGGACGGUGCUGAAGAAGGGCACCAAGGUGAUCUACGCCAUGUACUCCAUGGGGAGGAUGGAGAGCAUCUGGGGCGACGACUGCCGGGAGUACAAGCCGGAGCGGUGGCUCCGGGACGGCCGCUUCAUGAGCGAGUCCGCCUACAAGUUCACCGCCUUCAACGGCGGCCCCCGUCUGUGCCUCGGCAAGGACUUCGCCUACUACCAGAUGAAGUUCGCCGCGUCCUCCAUCCUCCACCGCUACCGCGUCCAUGUCGUCGACGGCCACCCCGUCGCGCCCAAGCUGGCGCUCACCAUGUACAUGAAGCACGGGCUCAAGGUGACGCUGACCAAGAGAGACAAGACCAAGCUCUGAGCGUUUGUGGUGCCUUUGCCGAGCCUGCUGCUGAUAAUGAGGCUCAGACUGAAGAAAUACAUGAAAGCAGCAGGACUCUUCUUCGUUGUGCCACUGUGUGAGUGGAAUGAAGUUGGUGCUGAUGUGGAACAAGAUUUCUGUGUUUUUCGUUUUGUCUCUUUUCCUUUGUAGUUUAUAUAUAUACUGUUAUUAUGUACUUCGUUUGUUCCGAUUACAUGUAGUAUAGAACUUCUGCAUAUGUAUAAAUUUAUAUGUAUAUGUGUGAUGGCAAAA